Molecule: messenger RNA, 3628 nt
Organism: Eleginops maclovinus (Patagonian blennie)
Lineage: Eukaryota; Metazoa; Chordata; Actinopteri; Perciformes; Eleginopidae
Gene: paqr4a
Product: progestin and adipoQ receptor family member IVa
Exons: 3
Coding region: 787-1713 (308 amino acids)
Cellular component (GO): membrane
Molecular function (GO): signaling receptor activity
Source: RefSeq, a predicted model, not a curated record
GUUGUGUAAAAGGCAAUGCAGGGGACCUAAAGGCCGCCAGGGAAGAUACUGCAUUUCAAGGAAUACAGCCAGCCUGAAAUAAUGUUGGGAUAUAAUUGUGUGGAACAGAUUUUGAAGAAAGUGAGCUUCACGGACCGGACUGCAUGUGUUGUAAAUCACCCGGCUCAAAUUUCUGCUUCCUCAUCCCCAGUCACUGGACAUCGGUAGCCGACUUGCCCGGCUGGCUAGCCCGCAGACCUUCCCUAAAUCUCUGCUCCAGAAUCAAGGAUCUCAUCUGUUUUUUUCUUAUAACGCGUUACGAAAGCUCGUCAGCAUCAAACGGAACCGACCCAAGCAUCUCUCUCCGGGUUGCUCUCAUUACACUAAAGGUAUGACCUGCUAGUCCUCUACUGCAGAUCUGACCGCUAGGAGCUAGCACCCUCUGGAGUUGGAUGGACCUCUCACAGCAUCCCUGCCGCCGGGGACGCGUUCAUGCCCGUCCUGCUGCUGCACCGGAAUGCUAGCUAACGAGGAAGUGGCUUUAACAUGACGAGGGACAAUUUGCCUCUCAACCACUGCAGGCUUUUAGGUGCUUCACAGACAUUUUUUAGAUGCCAAAUGUAAUGACCGUCCCGAGCUCGCACCAUGUACGUGGCUGGCCGUGUCUGUCUCCAGCCUUGCGGAUGACACUCACACAGGUACCGGCGUUUCAGAGCGAACAGCGGCGGCGCUGAUAACACGGUGUUGAGAGACUAGCGCCAAAGCUAGGAGGCUAACAGCACAAGAUAGAACCCCUAAACAACACCAAUGGUAUCCCAUAAGGUUUUAGUUGCAAUAAUCCUAUUAAAUGUGUAUGUAGGUGUACAGUCUGUUUUUUACUUUUUCGGGGGCGUCCUUUUGACGGGGCUGUUUGCUAUGGCAUAUUUGAAUGGACCCAGGCUGCUGGACUGGGCGAGUUCACCCCCACAUCUUCAGUUCAACAAAUACGUCCUAACGGGAUACCGGCCAAGCUCCUCUGUGCAAGACUGCAUCAGAAGCCUGUUUUACCUGCACAAUGAACUUGGAAACAUAUACACUCACGGCAUCCCUUUGGUUUGCUUCCUGGUGCUGUUGCCGCUCAACAUCCCCUGGUCUCAGAUCAGCGUCACGUGGCUGGGUGUGGUGCACUUCCUGGCCUGCCUGUCGCCCCAGCUGGGUUCUGUGCUCUACCACCUCUUCAUGAACCACGAGGGAGGGGAGCCCGUCUACCACACCCUCCUCAAACUCGACGUGUGUGGGAUCUGCAUGAUCAACACGUUGGGGGCGCUGCCCAUUGUCUACAGCACGCUGCUGUGCUACCCGUUCAUCCGCACUGUGGCCCUGUUAGUCUACAUCCUGCUGUCCAGCCACGCCAUCUACUGCGCCGUCACAGCGCGAAGCAGCGUUCGCCGGCUCCGCUCCUUCGCCUGGCAGGCGCUGUUCCGCUUUUCCUUUUUUCUUCUGCGUGGGGUAGGCAUGGGGGGUGGCAGCCCCACCUCACUUCGCCACUUCCUCAUGAUGGAUGCGCUGGCCGUGCUGGGCGGGGUCAUCAACAUCACACGCAUUCCGGAGCGUUUCCGCCCCGGCCUCUUUGACUACUGGUGCAACAGCCACCAGAUCAUGCAUGUACUGGUGGUAGGCUCCAUUCUUUACCUGCACUGGGGUGUGCUGGACGACCUGCUGUGGAUCAACAGCUACAACUGUCCCUCAGACUGACCCCCCCCUGCUGACCCCCCCCCCCCCCCCUCACAAGGAGCACUAGGAUCUAAAGUUCAAGGAAGGGGAGGGGGGUGUUUGCGUAGGGGAGGGGAAGAAGAAGGCAUCAGGGGGAACUGAUGCAGCGAGGUGUCGUACGUGCAUGUGUUCACCUCAUGCACCCAAACUCAGAAUGUCCAUAUCUACAUCCAUCCAGGUACUUUGUGCCAAUGCAGGCUCAAGUAUGUCAAGUUACAUGCACAAGCGUUUUGACUCUGUGUCUUUCCGUAAACAUGGACACACAGGAGUAUACGGACACACACACACACACACACACACACAAUGGUACAUUUUAAACACUAAAUAUAAUGACUGAGUAUUGAACACUAUGACAUCUUAAGUAAAGGUUCUAGAAAAGUUUGUGCUGAGUUUGAAGCCUUUGCCUAAUAAUAGAAGUUUUACUAAAGCAUUAGUUAGUUUGGUUGGGGAAGACGGUUCUAGGCUUGAAAAUAUCACAUGCUCAGUCCUCUCAGAUGUCACUGUUGCUAUCUAUGCAGCACAUCCAUAUGUCAUGCUCAACACACACACAACACACACUCUCAGACACCCUCUCACUUUUAUUUUAUACUACAUGUAUAUACUGUAAGUGCUGCACAAAGCACUCGUAGAGUUUCACUACGUCCAACUGACAGAGUUUUACUGGAAGGGUUCUUCCGUCCUUGUUUACUUGUUUUUUUGACACUGCCACUUGUUUCCUGUGUAGGUCUGAUUUGUCAGUAAUGUCACAAGAUGACGAACGAGGAAAUGAAAAUGGGUGCAGGGGUUCAUUCCUGAGGAUGCUAGCAUGUUGGCAGUUCAUGUGACUAGUGCACACAUUUAAAAACGGUGUUGUUGUAAGGAAGAUUGUAACCACUAUUACUCUUUACUGAAGAGGAGGUUUUAUAACCUUGAAGUGUUAAGCUGCGUUCAAAUCUUUUAUGCACAUUCAUUCUGAAGAAGAGCCCUUCAAUGUGCAAUUUAAUAUGACAGAACAGACAUGAACAAGCACUAUGAUGACAAAUACUACACUGAAAUAUUAAUUGUAAUUGUUCAUUCCCAAAGUAAUUGUUAAUACCUAAACAAUUAAAUAUCUUUACAAUGCAACUGACUAUUGGAACAUUAUGCACAAAACACUGUUGUGAAAUGUUUAAAAUUGUUAAUGUUUUUACUCAGUUGUAUUUACUUACAGAUACAGGUAACAUUGUGUUUCUGCCGGCUGUUUAAAAAAAAUCAGGUAGCUGUGCAGGACAACAGAUCAAGACAGAUGUCAGAGAAAAUCUUCUAUAACCGUGCAAAUCCAGAGGAUUAGCUCCUCAUAUAUUCUAACUACAUACUUUUUCCAAAAGGAUUUUUGACUACUCUGUCACUCAGUAAUAUUGUAAAAAAUGAUUUGUCUAUCAUUGCCAUUUACAAUAACAGUCACACCAAUCGGCAAGACAAACAGUCUUACAGAAUAGGAAUAUGAUCUUAGACUUUGAAGGUUUAAUGUCCUUUUUUAAAAACUUGAAGGAGAAUGUUUUUAUGUAUCUGGAUGUUUGCCUGGACAUUGACUUGAUAUCGAUGGAUUAUAAGGGUCACUCAUUGUUGCCACAGAAUGCUGCACUUUAUUGCCAAUAUUUAUGUUUUCUUAUUUAAAUGCGCCAAAUAUGCUCUGCAGUUGGAUUUGUGUUCUGUGAGAGGAUAUUUUUAACCUGAAUAGAGGUUAAACACUUGUGUCUUUUUGAGAGCGGAGUAAUGUUUUGCUGAGCUAGCUGAGAACCCACAGGAAUGAACCCCUGGGCCCUCCUCUUAUGUAUCAGUUCUGUGUGAAUGUCAAUGAUUGUUUUGCCACUGUGUUCCUCUGUGGUAUCUCACGCACUUCUCUUGAGUAAAAAAAAAAACUGCUCUGUUCCUUCAU